Messenger RNA from Thamnophis elegans (Western terrestrial garter snake), 3102 nucleotides. Its product is annotated as zinc finger protein 382-like. The coding region runs from base 116 to 2542 and encodes 808 amino acids. Gene Ontology annotation, molecular function: DNA-binding transcription repressor activity, RNA polymerase II-specific. The transcript has 7 exons. Lineage: Eukaryota; Metazoa; Chordata; Lepidosauria; Squamata; Natricidae. Gene Ontology annotation, biological process: negative regulation of transcription by RNA polymerase II. The record is from RefSeq and is a predicted model, not a curated record.
UGGAGGCAAGUCUAGUUAAUUGUUCUCAUUGUUAGGAAGUUUCUCCUUCAUUCCAAGUUGCUUCUCUCCUUUGAUUCUCCCAGUUCACUUUCACUUUGUCUGCAACGGCACGUGGAUGUUACCCCACACCUACACUCUGAAGGGGUUGCGGAUGGUUGCAAACAGUUGUGUAGGGGAAGGCGAGACACAUCCAAACGGCAAAAUGGAGCCGCUGGAGGAGAGACUGGACCACGAAGGGAGGAGACAUCAACAUUUGCACAACGUGGCGGGCAGAGGCUACAAGAGGCAGGAGACAGCAGCCCAUUCGGGGAGAGAAAUUGGAAGAGCUUUGGAGGAGGAUCCAACCCGAUGCAGAGAAAAGUGGAAACAGCUGCGGGACAAAUUUGCCAGGCUGAAAAAAAGAAUGAAAACAAAGAGCAGGGAUCCAGGACCGCCAGCCCACUCUUUAAUGCUGUCCUGGCUGGAAGGAUUUGUAAAACUCUGGGAAACCCAAGUGAAUGUCAACGGUGCUGCAACGGAGCCUGAGGAUGCCACGCCAGGGCCUCUAGAGAAAGACUCCUUGGAUUCAACCUUGAAUAUGGAGGACAUCUCAUUCACAUCACACCUCGCAUCCAAGCAUUCGGGUGUCUUCUCACUGCACAGUAGCGACGAUGAUGAGGAUGAAGCACCAGUCUCCCAGUCGAGAAAAAGGAGGAAGAAGAUGGGAAAGGAUGAGAUACUGGAUGCUUUGGUCACUCUACGCCGGGAGCAACUUCAAACUACAAUGAUGACACUGUUGAAUCCCGAUAACGGCCGUCGCAACGAUGAAUACACAACUUUUGCUCUGGCUAUUGCGGAUUCUUUGCGGAAACUUCCGCCCGAACAUGUGGAAGCCACAAAAUCCCAGCUCUUCAUUGUGCUUGCUGACGCACAUUCCCAAGUGACAAAACCCAGCGGAACUGGGGGUACAGAUCCCACGGAACUUCUUCAGACAACUGUGGAACUGGGGAGUUCUUCCACUGACUCAGGAAUGACUGCUAGGCCGCUCAGCCAGGGGCUUCUGAGCUUCGAAGAUGUAGCUGUGCGUUUUACCGACGAGGAAUGGAUGCUGCUGGAUGCAGAUCAGCAGGACCUCUACCGGGAGGUUAUGGCGGAAAAUUCCGGAAUGGUGGCCUCUCUAAUCCAGGAGCUCCAGCCAGAAAUAAAUGCCGAGGACCAGGAGGCAGAAGCAGCUGACAAACCUGAGCAGAAAGCGGAAGACGGAGAAGGAAAAAGCCACCCCCUUUCCCAGCACCCCACUGAAAGCGAGCUAAGGACUUCGUGCAGCUUGGGGCAGAGUUCAGCCACUGAGCCUGAGCAGGAGUGCCGGUAUUCCUUGGAAACAGUGGCGUUUUCUCCUCCACCCUUGGAAUUUAGAGAAUCCCCAAAUUGUUUGGAAGCCGAAGCUGAGGAAGAGAACAUGCUGGAGACCCAGAUCAGCUUCAGCGGGGAAAUGUCCCCCAGCUUCGCUGACCCCGUGAAAGAAAACCGGGAGCUCGGACUUGAAGAGGAGAGCCUGAAAGGGGAGACCCAAGGCAGCCAGGAUGAAAAAGUAAGACGACCUCUGGCAGACAUCAAUUCCUCCACGCCAAUACAGGAACCAUUAGGCGGAGUGGAGAUCCAACAUGGGAAGGAGACCACCCAAGAAGGUGACUUCCUGGGAAAGGGGCCAGGUUCAGGAUCAGAAAACUCAACGCUGGAAUCUAAGGAUGGUUUUCAGCUAGAAAAACCGAAGGAGAUAAACCCCCAUGGGAAAUUAUUGGAAAGAGCCCUGGGGACACUCAUCCAAGGCCCCAACGCUCAGGAGGGUCUCGAAAUUGAGCAGGACAUGGUCAGCUUACCGGAGGUAAAGUCUGACUUAGCCUUGUUUUGUGACGAGGUCUCUACAAACGGACCUGCGAAAACCCUCCAAGGAAGAGAGGCCAGUUUUGAUCUCUCUGGGAAUCUCCAGCCAAGAGCCGAUCCUUCGGAGAGUCAAAAUGCGCCGAUGGAAAAUGAACGGAUCUAUAAAUGCUCCUAUUGUGGGAAGUGCUUCGAGGAGAGCGACUCAUUGGUGACCCACGAGAGAGCUCACAUAGCAGAGAAGAUUUACAGGUGCUCCCAGUGCGAGAAACACUUCUCUCACCGGCUCGACCUUCUGACCCACCAAAGAAACCACCAGCGGGAGAAGCCGCACCAGUGCGAACGGGACUGCGCCAAAUGCCACAGGCAGAGGACUUGCCCAAGGGUAACCCACCGAGCGCGGCCUGGAGAGCAAGCUUGCCAGUGCCCAGUUUGCGGGGAACGUUUCACCUGGAAAUCCAACCUUAUCAGACACCGGAGAAUCCACACGGGAGAGAAACCCUAUCGUUGCGCUGAGUGUGGGAAAAGCUACACCCGUAAGAACGCACUUGACAGACACAAAAGGAUCCACGUGGGGGAGAAAGCUCAUGAAGUCAGUGCUCCGAGCAUGGGGCAAGCAUCAGUGUUGGUUCUGUUAGGUAAGCUCCCCGUUAGGAGAACGAGUGCGUGCAGAGAAGCGUAGUGAGAGUUGUGUGGAAGAAACGCAUAAACCAGCAUAUGGAGACACUGAAUUGUAAAACAGAUAGUAUUUUACUGCUGUGGAAAUAGAGGUAUGCAGAGUCCAAUUCAUAUACGAUUAAGACAGUCAGACAUCAACGUUCGCAGUUAAGGGGUGAUCCAUCAAACACAGUCCAGUAUCAUAUAAGCACACAAAGUCGCUAACAGUAGCAAAACUCACAGUAAUUCACGCUGAGCAAUACACGACACAUCUACAACCAGUAUCCAACAAUCAGCAUCUAACAAUCAGAGAGCUAACAGUCAUUCUGGCUCCAUCUUAUGGCCGCUUGAGGUAACAGCAACCAAUCACAUUUACAGCAGUACUUAAAGAUACAGUACUACUAUCAGGGCUUAUAUAUUGCUAACCCAACUGUUAGACUACAUUCCUAGCAGGUCCUUCUUGUUUGAAUCACGUGAGGUUGGCGAGAAACAUAUUGCAUUGUAUUAAACGCGUUCUGACCUAGGCUUCCCCAAAAAGCACAGGGCAGAGUCCCGACAAAACCCCUUUUAUUAAACAAAUGUGAA